Molecule: messenger RNA, 3886 nt
Organism: Corylus avellana
Lineage: Eukaryota; Viridiplantae; Streptophyta; Magnoliopsida; Fagales; Betulaceae
Product: Leucine-rich repeat protein kinase family protein
Biological process (GO): protein phosphorylation
Molecular function (GO): receptor serine/threonine kinase binding; protein kinase activity; ATP binding
Source: RefSeq, a predicted model, not a curated record
UCUCUCUCUCUCUCACAGUGCUCACACUGACACACACACACGAACAGACCUUUCUCUUUCUCUCUCUCUCUCUCUCGAACCUCAGGUAACCGUUCGGUGGUUCAAAUUUCGCCGGCGAAGUUACUGGUGAGUCUUCCCCGAACCCUAGCUCUCGGCGAAGCAGCUUCUUGUUUAGUGAAAUCCACGGCGGACUUUCCGGCGAACCGUUGGAUUCUUUGGCGAGACUUUUGAGUGCCCUGCUCUGCAUUUUGCGGUCCUCAGAUCGAAACCUCUCGUAGUCUCUUUGUCCUGCUUUUCUACCUCUCUGAUUGAUUUUUCUUUUUCUAAGCUGAAAACCUCAGCUUUGCGAAGCAAUUUCUAAGGUUUUUGUACAAUUUACCUUUAAACAACCUUAUUUAUCAUUUUCUAGCUUCUUCUUUUUUUGCGUCAUAGGGAUUUCCCAUUUUGCCAAAGCCACUUCUUUUCAGGUAUCUCGUGGUUUCUGUUUGACCCUUCUUGCUUUCCAGAAGCUCCAAAUCUAGCCGUUGGAGAAAGUUGGCCGUUUAUUGCUGUACUUUUGGUAUCAAGCUUCUCUUUUGAAAGCUCAGUAUUCGUGAUUUCCGCCUCUUCUGCGUCAGUAUUUUCUGGGUCGGCACUAGCUUCACAUGGCUUUAUUGGGUCUUUUACUUUGUUGAAGUAGCAGACAAUGCGAGCUUUCUUAAAAAUGAAAAGGCAGCUAAUCAGUUUGCUUGCGUUGCUUCUGGCUGCUACAGUCCCAGUUUUUGUGAGAUCCCUGAAUCCGUCUCUGAGCGACGACGUGUUGGGGCUGAUUGUGUUCAAGGUGGAUAUCCAAGAUCCAAAGGGAAAGCUUGUAUCUUGGAAUGAAGACGACGAUAAUCCUUGUAGCUGGGUUGGUGUCAAAUGCAGCCCCAAAUCCAACAGGGUCUCCGAGCUCAACCUAGAUGGCUUCUCUCUUUCGGGCCGGAUAGGCCGAGGCCUUCUCCAGCUGCAAUAUCUCCGUAAGUUAUCCUUGGCGAAGAACAAUCUCACCGGAACCAUAAGCCCCAACAUUGCUCGGGUCGACAACCUUCGAGAGCUCGAUUUGAGCAAGAACGGUCUAUCAGGAGCUAUACCAGAGGAUUUCUUUCGACAAUGUGGGUCUCUGAGAGUCAUCUCCUUGGCCAAGAACAAGUUCUCGGGGAAGAUACCGGAUAGUUUGAGCUCAUGCUCUACUCUUGCUUCGAUUAACUUGUCGUCUAAUCGGUUUUCGGGCUCGUUCCCACUCGGGAUUUGGUCUAUGAAUGGGCUUAGAUCCCUUGAUGUGUCGGAUAAUUCGCUGGAGGGUGAGAUUCCAGAGGGGAUUAAAGGUAUGAAUAAUUUGAGAGCGAUUAACUUGGGCAAGAAUGGGUUUUCUGGGAAGGUCCCAGAUGGCAUUGGGAGUUGUUUGCUGUUGAGGUCCAUUGAUCUUAGCGAAAAUUUGCUUUCUGGGAAUUUUCCAGGGACAUUGGGGCAGCUUUCAUUGUGUAACUAUCUUAAUCUGCGCAAGAACUCAUUUGCUGGUGAGGUUCCGGGCAGUAUUGGCGAAAUGAAAAGCCUUGAAAGUUUGGACCUUUCGGCCAAUAGAUUUUCUGGUCAAGUUCCAAGCUCAAUAGGAAAUCUCCAGUGGCUGAAGGUUUUGAAUCUUUCUGCUAAUGGAUUUACGGGAACUUUGCCCGAGUCUAUGGUUAAUUUUGCAAACCUUGUGGUAUUAGAUCUUAGCCAGAAUUCAUUGGAGGGUGAUCUUCCUGCGUGGAUUUUCAAAUCGGGAUUACAAGAAGCUUCGCUCUUGGAGAAUAAACCGAGUGAAAACAUGAAUAACCCUUUUUCUUCGUUAAAGGAGAGCUCAUUUGAGAAACUUGAAAUCUUGGAUUUGUCCCAUAAUGCUUUUUCUGGGGAAAUUGCAUCUUCAAUUGGGGUUUUGAGCAGCUUGCAUAUCUUGAAUCUGUCAAGGAACUUUCUCAUUGGUCCUAUUCCAGCGACAAUUGGAGAGUUGAAGGUCCUGGAUAGUCUUGAUUUGAGCGAGAAUCGGCUGAAUGGAAGCAUCCCUCUGGAAAUUGGAGGAGUUAUAUCUUUGAAUGAACUGAAACUGGCGAAGAACUUCCUUUCAGGGACGAUUCCAUCUUCACUUGAGAACUGUUCUUCUCUAUCAAAUUUGAUUGUAUCUCAUAACAGACUGAGUGGCCUUAUACCUGCAGCAAUAGCCCAACUUACCAACCUACAAAAUGUGGACUUGUCUUUUAACAACCUUUCUGGAAACCUACCCAAGCAAUUGGCCAAUCUUGCCCACCUUCUGUCCUUCAAUAUUUCUCACAAUAAUCUCCAGGGUGAACUACCUGCUGGUGGCUUUUUUAAUACCAUCUCCCCCUCCUCUGUCAGUGGAAAUCCAUCUCUUUGUGGUUCUGCAGCCAAUAGUUCUUGCCCCACGGUCCUUCCGAAACCCAUUGUCCUCAAUCCUAACUCCUCUUCUGACACCACUUCUGGUUCAUUACCCCCAAACCUUGGUCACAAAAGAAUUAUCCUCAGCAUUUCUGCACUCAUCGCCAUUGGAGCUGCUGCAGUCAUUGUCGUUGGUGUUAUUUCCAUCACCGUACUUAAUCUUCGUGUUAGGUCAUCCACGUCUAGAUCUGCAGCUGCCCUCGCAUUAUCUGCUGGGGAUGACUUCAGCCAUUCCCCUACUACAGAUGCCAAUUCUGGCAAGCUUGUCAUGUUUUCCGGUGACCCUGACUUCAGCACGGGAGCGCAUGCUUUGCUCAACAAGGAUUGUGAGCUUGGCCGUGGUGGGUUUGGAGCAGUCUACCGGACUGUCCUUCGAGAUGGACACCCAGUUGCGAUCAAGAAGCUCACUGUCUCAAGUCUUGUGAAGUCUCAAGAUGAUUUUGAAAGAGAAGUCAAGAAAUUGGGGAAAGUCGGGCACCCUAAUCUUGUGGCACUUGAAGGUUAUUACUGGACUCCAUCGUUACAGCUCCUCAUUUAUGAAUUUGUCUCUGGUGGUAGUUUGUAUAAACAUCUCCAUGAAGGAUUAGGUGGAAACUUCCUCUCAUGGAAUGAGAGAUUCAGUAUAAUACUUGGGACAGCAAAAAGCUUGGCUUACUUGCACCAAUCGAACAUCAUUCAUUACAAUAUAAAAUCAAGCAAUGUCCUGAUUGACAGCACAGGUGAACCUAAAGUGGGAGAUUUUGGCCUAGCAAGAUUGUUGCCUAUGCUUGAUCGUUAUGUUUUAAGCAGCAAGAUUCAGAGUGCUCUAGGGUACAUGGCACCUGAGUUUGCCUGUAGAACAGUAAAAAUAACUGAGAAGUGCGAUGUGUAUGGGUUUGGGGUUUUAGUUCUGGAGGUGGUUACUGGGAAGAGGCCUGUGGAGUACAUGGAAGAUGAUGUUGUGGUGCUUUGUGACAUGGUCAGGGGAGCACUGGAAGAAGGCAGGGUGGAGGAAUGUGUUGAUGGGAGGCUGCAGGGUAAGUUCCCAGCUGAGGAGGCAAUUCCCGUAAUGAAGUUAGGCUUGAUAUGCACAUCACAAGUGCCAUCAAACCGGCCUGACAUGGGUGAAGUAGUUAAUAUAUUGGAGCUUAUCAGAUGCCCUUCAGAAGGCCAAGAGGAGUUGGAAUGAGUUUAGCUAAUAUUAUCAGAGAUUGGAAGAAGGGAUUGAAGAUGGGUUGUCCGGCGAAGAAGAAUCCGGUUUUUAUUAGGGAGAAGAAAAAUUUGAUAGUUGGAACACUUUUCCUUUUUUUUCUUUUUGUUGUUGCAGUUUUUUCAUGCUUGUUUCCCGUUUAUGUUUGUAUUUCUGCUCUAUGUAAUAGCCACGCUACCGGAUUCCUUUUCACCGGGUACCGAUUUGGUUCCCCUAAUGAAGAUUGUUACCAUGUUACUAAUC